Carcharodon carcharias (great white shark) is the source of this 3542-nucleotide messenger RNA. RefSeq names its product beta-galactosidase-1-like protein 2. The record is from RefSeq and is a predicted model, not a curated record. Gene Ontology annotation, biological process: carbohydrate metabolic process. Gene Ontology annotation, molecular function: beta-galactosidase activity. The coding region runs from base 145 to 2085 and encodes 646 amino acids. The transcript has 19 exons. Gene Ontology annotation, cellular component: vacuole. Lineage: Eukaryota; Metazoa; Chordata; Chondrichthyes; Lamniformes; Lamnidae.
GUGGGGGCGGAGGGGUUGCGCUGACCUGGAAGAAGAGGCGACUGAGGCAGAGAGAGAGAGGGAUUGGGUCUGGGACAGGGACACAGACAGAGACAGGCACUGUGACCGGGACCGGCGCUGCAGGAGGGGCCGGUGCUGGCUGUAAUGUUAAAGUUGCUGGUACAGAAAGGAUCGCGGUCCAUGCAGAUCAUUGCAGUGAGGAAGGAGCAUGUGCGGAGAAUUGGCCUCCUGCUUCUGAUUGUAGUGGCUCUGGUUCUGUACAGACUCAGGUUCCACUGGUUGCCACUCAUUCCAACAAAAAUGAACAGCAGAAAAGUGGGAUUGCAGGCUGAAAGGGAAUAUUUUCAGUUGGAGGGAAAGAAGCUUCUCAUCCUGGGUGGCUCGAUGCACUACUUUCGCGUUCCACGACCGUACUGGACUGAUCGCAUGUUGAAGAUGAAAGCUUUAGGCUUGAACACUUUAACAACGUAUGUACCAUGGAAUCUCCAUGAACCUCAGAGGGGAAUAUUUAAUUUCAAGGGAAAUCUUGAUCUUGAGGCGUAUCUCAGAUUGGCCGACGAUUUGGGUUUAUGGGUCAUUUUACGUCCUGGACCAUACAUCUGCUCGGAGUGGGACCUUGGUGGUUUACCCAGUUGGUUGCUGAGAGACCAGAACAUGAAACUGCGCACGACUUAUGUCGGGUUUACUGAUGCAGUCGAUGAUUUUUUUGAUAAUCUGAUUCCUAAAGUUAUCCCCUUUCAGUACAAGGAAGGAGGUCCAAUCAUUGCUGUACAAGUAGAAAAUGAAUAUGGUGGCUAUGACAAAGAUCAGAAGUACAUGAAUUUUGUUUAUGAGGCCCUGUUGCACAGAGGGAUAGUAGAAUUAUUCAUGACUUCAGACAACAAAGAUGGACUAAGUAAAGGAUCAGUCGCUGGAGCUUUACCAACUAUCAACUUUCAAAAGAUGGAUUCUGGAAUGACACUUAUGAAAGGUCUAGAACCUGGCAAACCUAAGAUGGUGAUGGAGUACUGGAGUGGCUGGUUUGAUCAUUGGGGAGGUCACCAUCACAUCUAUCAGAAAGGAAUAUUGAAUACCAUUGCGGCACUUUUAAACAAAGGGGUUUCCAUCAAUCUCUACAUGUUUCAUGGAGGAACUAACUUUGGCUUUAUGAAUGGUGCUCAGGACUUUGGCACCUAUAUUGCUGAUGUCACCAGCUAUGAUUACGACGCACCCUUGUCCGAAGCAGGAGACUACACAGAAAAAUAUAUUCAAAUUCGGGAACUUUACAGCAAGUACUUGGAUCAAGAGUUACCUGAACAACCUGCUCAAAUGUAUAAAACAAAGUACUCCGCUCUUCGUGUAAAGGAAUACAUUCCUUUGUGGGAAGUGCUCAGUCAAUUAGAAAAGCCAAUUGAAAGUGAAAGACCUAUUAAUAUGGAAAACCUGCCAAUCAACAAUGGCAGUGGACAAGCCUAUGGGUACACGUUGUAUAACACAGUAAUAAAUAGUGGAGGAUUACUUCAUUCAAUGCAGAAUGUGCGGGACAGAGCACAGGUGUUUGUUGAUGGCCAGUCAGUUGGAUUCCUGGAUUACAAAAAUGUGGAAUUGGCAAUCUCAGUUGCUACGGGUAAACGAAAUUUGAGCCUUUUGGUGGAAAAUCGUGGCAGGGUCAACUAUGGUAACAAACUUGAUGACCAGCGAAAAGGUCUCAUAGGAGAUAUCUUUCUGAAUAAAGAACCUUUGAAGGGCUUUACAAUCUACCCCUUAGAGAUGAAAACAAAUUUUAUUGAAAGUUUCUCAACUAUCCCGUUGAAUCCUAUUCCGGAAAAUCCUACCUUUCCUGCCUUUUUCUAUGGCAUAAUGCAUGUGGAUUCAUUGCCUUACGAUACCUUUGUAAAGCUUAAGGGCUGGACGAAAGGAGCAGUUUUUGUGAAUGGAAUGAAUUUAGGCCGCUAUUGGGAAAUAGGACCACAACAGACGUUAUACUUACCAGCCCCAUGGUUACAACAUGGCAGUAAUGAGAUUGUAAUUUUUGAAGAGAGCAAUGCGGGAAAAACAGUUGAGUUUUUAGACAAGCCUGACCUAGGACAAGCUCAACAUGUAUGAAGAUGAGAACAAAGAAUUUUUCUCGACCAUUCCUGAUUAACUUUUUAACAUUUUGGUGGAGAAAAGCAUUCACUUGUGCUGAUGUCUGAUCAUCACUGCAUUCAAGUAUCGAAUAAAGUCUUCAUUGAGAAGUUACCAGAAUAAACUUAUGAUCCAGUUGGUUUGAUCUAUGAUAGAAUUGUUUUAAGUUUUUAAGUGCUUGAAAUUAUACUGAUUAGGAGUGUAGAAAUACUUAAUGCACUGUUUGAAAUCUGCUUCCACACAGUUAUAGCAAAAAGAUUAACCUGUUUAAAGUAAAUGUGCUGAUAUCUCUGCUGAAUAAGCAGGCAGAAGAAUUACAAGCAAGUGUGUUAAAUGCAUCCAUGUUUUAACCUUUUCCAGGACUGAAAUGUGCAAAAUUCACCUGUUUUUGUUUAAUAUUUAACAAAAAACAAUGUCACUUCUCUUAAUUUUCUCAUCAGAGGUUAUAGUUUAAUAAUCUUGAAUGAAUUUGAAUGAAUUCUCCAUCCACUGACCUUUGUGUUUUAAAACAGUGUGAAAUAUCAAACUGGGGCCAUUGAAGUAAAAUCCUUUUUGGCUUUCUUGGGAAGCACUGUAACAAUCUCCUCCUGUGUCUUAUAGAAGCCUCUCCUCACAUUAAGUUGGUAAGCUGUUUGGGGACAGUGCCAUUAGAUCUCUUACCAGGAGACUGUUGUUGUCCUCCAGCUCUUGUCCUAGUGUCAGAAGUUUCUCUGUCUGUGAUGAUCUGUAGGGGUUGUUCAUUUUUGUUUUGAUGAUUAAUCCAGGAGGAAGCACUUAACUUAAAUGGGUGCUUUCAACUUCCUGUGGAUUCAACAAUUGCAACUUUCAUUUAAGAAAUUUGCAAUAUACAUGUAGGAGAAUAAUCAGACCGAAAUUUAAAUAAAAUAGAGUAUAUCAGGAGCAAUGACUUCACAGAAGCUGAUUGGAUAGGUGUGAGUGGAAGCUUAUUGAGUUGAACAAUGGAGGAGAAGCAUUGGAGGAGAAUAGUAUGUUCAAAGGCAGCAGGGAAGAACAUGGAACGAUAGUGUACCAAGGUCACCCUCACUAAAGAUGUCAUUGAAAUGUCCCUAAUUAAAGUCAAAAUGGCAUCCCCUAAGAUUGUGAUCAUGUACGCAAUCAUUUGCUAAGUCUAAAACUAAUUUGUGCUCUACUCAUUCCCCAUAGCUCCAUCUCCCUCCUCUCCAACUAUCUAUUCCUCCCUUAAAACUUACAUUGUUCAGUGUCUCACUUGCUUCUGAUAAAACAUUCCAUCCUCUUGGUUUUAUAUCCACCCUAUCAGACCCAGGUGCUACCCAAAUAUGUCCAACUUUGUAAGGUCCCAACACGUUUGUAUCUGCAAGUUCUGUUUGACCUUAAAAUACAGUGACAAGGGAAGGUUGUAAACUUUGCACAAUUGAAUUAAAGUUUGAGGUAAAAAAUAAAGCCCACUCACCUCC